Molecule: messenger RNA, 4907 nt
Organism: Gasterosteus aculeatus aculeatus (three-spined stickleback)
Lineage: Eukaryota; Metazoa; Chordata; Actinopteri; Perciformes; Gasterosteidae
Source: RefSeq, a predicted model, not a curated record
UCGCUCUCUUUUUUAAUUUUGCAGUAUCACCCUCUGUCCCUUUGCAACACAAGCGAGGAUGAGCGACAAGAGAGCGACUUCAUCACCAUUGUCAAACUGGAGCACAGGGUUCCCCGAUGUCUGCCGCUGCUCGACAAGGCCCGCAUGGCGUUGGACAAAGGAGCUCAGGCAAUUAUCUUUGAUGUUAGUGAUGACGCGAAUGCUGCUGCUGAGCUUCGGGAAUCGGACUCCCUUCUGCGUCCAGUCGUGCUGGUGGAGGGGAAGAACGCCGAAGAGUUGAUGGGUCUGGUCAACAAGAACGAGGAGGCCAAAGUUAUCAUUGAGGUCAUGGCGGAGCAGCCCAAAUGGCCACAUUAUGACGUGGGUAUCCUGCUCACCAUUGUCCUCGCUAUUCUGACCAUCGUCCUCAUCUUUGCUUUCCGCUACAAGUGCAAGUCUAACAGGACUUGGGACUCUGUCCAUCAGCAGACCAUACAGGCCAUCAGUCGACUGGAGACCACAACAUACAGCUCUCAGGGCUGCUCGGGGUCCCAGCGCCACCGAGCAGCCUGGGGGUCGGCCAGCAGCUCCAACUCCAGCCCCGUCUGUGCCAUCUGCCUGGAGGACUUCCAGGACGGGCAGCAUUUGAGGAUCAUCUCCUGUGCGCAUGAGUUCCAUAAAGACUGUGUCGACCCCUGGCUGCUGCAGCACCGCACCUGUCCCCUCUGCAUGCACAACAUCAUGGGGACGGAGCGGCAUCCCCAGAGGACCAGACUCCAGCAGAGUUCAGAGCAAAGCCAGAGUUUCCUGCACCCUCAGCCUUACAGGAGCGCACGCAACCACCUUAUCCCCCAGCACGCCAUCCCGUUCGCUAUGAGGUCCCACUAUCCUCGCGGACCCUCGGGACCUUAUCCCUCGCUUGGCCACUACACGGGCCCGUCCGCCAUGGAACCCCAAACACUACAUUUCCUCGCCAGCAGGCCGCUCUCUGCUGGCUGCGGCUACCACCUUCCCGGAGAGGGUCCCGGGCGGCCCCACAGGAUUGGAGGGAACUGCCGGACCUCCACGCACCACUGCACCCCCCGUCGGUCCUGCCACAACUAUCGCUCAUCCUGUCCAGCCCAGCGCAGUGCUUCCAGCUCACGUCUGCACCACCCCACCUCCGUCCCGCCGCAGCACCGCGGGGCGCCAGCCCACAAUAGGCAGGACGACGGCAGCUGCUCGGGGGGCAGCUACCACACGGAACGCAGUGGGUACUUGGCCGAUGGGCCGGCAAGCGACUCCAGCUCGGGGCCCUGCCACGGCUCCUCCAGCGACUCUGUUCUGAACUGUACCGACGUGUCUCUGCAGGGGGUUUAUGGCAGCUGGUCCACCUUCCGCAGCUCUCUGAGCAGUGACUAUGACCCAUUUGUGUAUUACGGGCCGGGCUCUGGGCGCCCCCCCCGCAGGGGCAGCCUGGAGGCAGGCGCCCAGGCCCGGCCCAGGUCUCUGGAUUCUGUGGUGAACAAAGCUGGCUGCCCCGAAGAGCAGCCGCAGACUGUGUUCAGCCACAUCCACUACCACCGCCACAGACACCACCACUACGAGGAGGCGGAGCACAGCCAGGGCCCAAGCAGAGGCUCCGACGAGGAGCAGGGUGCCACCGCCGCUGUUGCUGCUGCACCGGCUCCCCUUGUCCUUGAAAGAGACAUGCCUGUUUGCCCUCCUAAGCACAUCACCUGCCAGUGCCCAAAGCCCGACCCUGCGGAUCGGCCCGGCGCUGGGACAGAGGGCCAGGACCUUGACCCCAGCAGCCCUACAGGACCUUCCGUACGUGUAUCCUCCAUCCCUUUACAGCUCCAGCCCCACUGCUGCCACCAGGGACACGGACACCCUACAGCUCCUCUCGGGCGAGUGGGUGGCUGUGUCCGCGAUGGCCCCUCGGUCCGCUUCCACCAGAGCCUCGAUCUGCAGGACGACCGGAGCAUCCACAUCCACUACGGUCAGGGCCCGGGCUUCUGCUGCUCGCCUCCUGAUCUGCACCCGGCUUUGCUCCCCGUGCCCCUCAUCCUAGACUCUGGAGGCAUAGAGGACUGGCCUUGCUAUGCAGGGGCCCAUGUUGUGUGGCAAAAACGUGUGCAACAGGCCCACUCAGAGCCUCAGCUGCUGGGGCCGGGGACCUCUAUGGACAGGCCACCCUGCAGGUUCCACCACGGCCCUGCUGCGGACACAGACAUUUGUUUGUACUGCCAAACAUUACACCACAAUCAGGGAUCAGAAGAGGAGUCUGGUGUGUGAGAACUCGUUGCAUCCCUGUUUCCAUGCUGCUACACAAGAGCCAGAAUGGACAAGCCUCUCAUUGGCUAUUGCUCUUGUGUCUUCCACUUAAUUCCACCAGCAAUGCCUUCGUUCAGACGAUUCCCCGGCUUCUUAAAAGCUCACAUGCUGAAAUGCUCUUUCAUCUGAGUUAGAUUGAAAUCCACGUGAUUUAAUAAUGCAAAAGAAAUGUACCCGACCCUUUAUAAUGUUGUAUACGAAACUAUAUAGAAUUUGAUGAAUGUUGGGAAGUUGCUGGGGAAACAACUCAAACACAGUUUUUCGAUUUGUCCUCAUCAGUUCUGAAAAGGCAUUAAUUACCAAAUUAUAUCACCAGUUCCCAUGGUCUUUAGUGACAAGCAACGAAUGAUCCUCGCUCAGGGUGAUGAGCCCUCUUGAAGUGAGACUCCAUCUCUGCAUUGCUCGUUCUAUUACAACAUCACUUGACUUUUUUUUUUAGAGGUACUUUCUUUCACUCGUGAUCUUUGUCUUCCUUCUCCUGCCUACCUCAGCUCAGAUUUCUUAACAUGCCUCACACAGGGGGGGUCUUUAAAGGUACUGCUGUAGUGAUGUUGUUUUGUUUGUUUUUGUUUUUUGGUCACAACCAUGUAGCUCCCCAUAAACUCAACAAGAAAGUAAAGUUCAUGGCAAUCCGAGCUGUCCAAAUGGAGAGAAAGGUUGAUGCUCAGCCCCUCGAAUGGGAAGCAUUUACUGAGGCGGCUGAGCCUUGCAUAGGCCCUGUUUUCAUUAUUUCAACCAUGGCAGCUGUUUUCAACACGUUUGUAUUAUGUGUUUGGAUCAUUUGGAUCUGUUUUUGCAGUCCGUGAUUAUUAUUUUUUAAGCUUUCAAAAGGAACCGGUUUGACUGAAUUUCGUUGCAUCAUUGCGGGCUAUUGUCUCGAUCUCCUCAUUUCUCUUGCCAAGGGCAAGGUCACAUGUUUGACCUCAGUGCUGUCCAACACCGCAAUCCAGGCAGAGUGAACAGGCCUCAUCAGACAUAUGAGCACUAGAUUGUCCGUUCCAUUAGUGCCUGAUUUAUCGCAAUGUUGAAUUAUCCUCAGAAAAGUGCCUAUGCUCUCCAGUUGUCUUCCGGAAACUAAAGCCCUAGAAGUAUUUUCUACAUUGCAGCCAUAGUAAGGAGAUAGGGACUUUUUAAUUAUACAACUCGAUUCAAGCCAGGCUGGUCUGCUUUUCCCAGGAUUUCAAACUUGCCUGACAAAUGUCGGGAAUAAUCAAACACUGGAAAAAUGGGGGAUAAUUCAUGUCAAAGUUACAGAAUUGGUAAAACAUUGUUUGUCGUGGUAAAUGUGCAUUGCUAAUCCCUGCUAGUGUGGCUUCGAAGGAAGAUCCAGCCAAAAUCAGACAGUAUUUUUUUUUUUAAUUUUCAUUUCAUCAGAUGAAUAAUUUUUCAAUGAUAAAAGACAGAAUCACGGUUUGAAUCUCUGUUACAUAUUUUCCCUCUUCUUCACAUGGAGCCACUCAGGCAGACAGGUGGACAGAAUAUGUGUUUAUACUCGAGGGGAAUUACUCUGAACACUUUGACUGUGUAAGUAGAGGUCAAAAAGGGCUUUCUUAACCAGACAGGCUCAGUGAACCGAGAUCAGACGUAUAGGAAUUCUGUUGUGGAGUGGACUUUCCAUUAAAGCCUCGGUCCCACUUCAGAUUCAGUUUAAUAGCAGAGAAAAAGCUCAUAGGUAUAGCAAUGCAACUAGUAGCACUUACUAAAGCCUCAUAUGUGCCUUAUUCAUACAGAAAUGCUCACAAUCCUGAAUUAGGAAUCUCCCAACACACUAAGCUCUUACCUGUCUGACCAAAGAGGCACAAUCUUGAACACAGUGAACAUAUUAAUUUAUAUAUUGUGCCUUGUCCUCCUUAAAUAUCAGCGUGAAAUGUGCUUUCGAUAACAAGAGAGAGGAUACAGGAAUUAAAAUGCAAACAAUCAAUAUUUUGCAUUUUUCACUGCAGUCCCGUUGUACUAAUACCUCACCUUGAAUGUGUCAACAGCGCAACAUUGUCCAGCUCAAGUAUCAGUGUUUCCUUGUCUGUUAUUGUCACGUGUCGAUGUGACAAAACAGUGCCGGCGGUUGAGAUGGAAAUGACUGAAUUACAAGCAGCACUUUUACAAAUAAGAAAACAAAAUGAAACAUGGUAUCAAAUUAGUAAAAGCCCAGAACCUCCCGCACAUGAAAAAUAGCGUUUAGAAAUGCCACAAAAUAUCUGAUGCAAUUUCACCCUGUUCAAGAUCUUUCUCUUGUGUUAUUGUAUGUGUUUGUUUUGUUUUGUUUUGUUUUGUUUUGCAAGAAUAAUGAGCUGAAACUGCCUUUUUAUGAGUCUAAAAUCCCUCCAGAACAUUAAGGGAUAUGUCAGUAUAUUUUGGAUACUUUGAGUACAAAACAAGAACAAAAAAAAAAACAGAAAUGAAAUAGUGUUGUAUUUUAUAUAUAAUAGAACAUUUCAAUAUAGUGACAUGUCACUAAUAUAUUUAUUUACUAAUAUAUUUAUCCAUUUUGUCCAGGUUUGAAAGAGUGGUCUCUCUAAAGACCAAAUGUUUCUAUAUGGAAACUGAUCAGUGCCAUCACAGAUGUAUCAACCUGUCUUCAUUCCAAUUAUAUGCAAAUAAAUUAUUUUGAAAUA